This is a messenger RNA of Schizosaccharomyces osmophilus, 1224 nucleotides long. RefSeq names its product IMP 5'-nucleotidase Isn1 (gene isn1). The record is from RefSeq and is a predicted model, not a curated record. The transcript is spliced from 3 exons. Gene Ontology annotation, biological process: nicotinamide riboside biosynthetic process; inosine salvage; nicotinic acid riboside biosynthetic process. Lineage: Eukaryota; Fungi; Ascomycota; Schizosaccharomycetes; Schizosaccharomycetales; Schizosaccharomycetaceae. Gene Ontology annotation, molecular function: magnesium ion binding. Bases 1 to 1224 code for a protein of 407 amino acids.
AUGGCAUCGAGAUACCGCGUUGAGUAUGCUUUGAAACAGCAUCGAAAAGACAACUUUAUAGAAUGGAUUAAGGGACUAUUAGCUGUCCCGUUUGUCUUACAUGCUGGUAAACCGUCUCAGAAAGAAGUUACGAAGGCAAAGGAAGAAGAAACUUUGGAACGUUACGCUCGAAUUUUAAGAGACGUUGAAUGCCUAAUUGAAAGUCAUGUUGAGCUAACGGCUCAAGGUCGCCAUCAUAGCCAGCUAAAGAUGCUUGUGCCAACUAUUACUUCUUUUUGGACACCAUUACCUUUGGUUCAGGCUUUAUACGAUCUCGAGCCAAAACUUUGUUUGGCUAAACGUAGUUUCGUGGCACCUAGCUUUAACGAUGUUCGUACAAUCCUAGGUGGUGCUCAGCUCCGCUACCUUGCUCAGCAUAGCCUUGAGAUGGUUAGCUUUGAUGGUGAUGUAACUCUGUAUGAAGAUGGACAACCCUUGCUUGCUGACAAUCCGGUUAUUUCACGUUUAGUACAACUCUUGUCAAGAGACAUAUAUGUAGUAAUCCUAACUGCUGCUGGAUACCCUAGUCCUAGUGGAAAGGAAUACAUGGAUCGGUUCUCAGGUCUAUUACAAGCGAUUGAGGACAGUGAUUUGGUCGAUACUCAAAAGCGAAAAUUGCAUGUAUUGGGCGGUGAAAGUAACUACUUGUUUGAAUACAAUCCGCUCCAUGGACUACAAUGGGUAGAGCCAGAGUCCUGGAUGCUUCCCAUUAUGAAGACAUGGCCGGUCGACGAAAUCUCUCAAUUAUUGGAUACUGCUGAAGAUGCUCUUCGUUCUUGCAUAACCGGUUUAAACAUCGAUGCUAAAAUUAUACGUAAGGAACGAUCUGUUGGGUUUGCACCUUCGUUAGGUCAAAAACUGAGAAGAGAACAGCUAGAGGAAACAGUUUUGGAAGUACAGACAACGCUACAAUUAAUGAAUUUCUCUGUUCCAUUUACUGCCUUCAAUGGAGGAAAUGACAUCUGGUGCGAUAUAGGCGACAAAAAGCUUGGAGUUCAUUGCCUUCAAUACUUCUUCGCCAUUUCGCAUCCUUCCAAAUGUUUGCACGUUGGUGACCAGUUUCUCUCCGCUGGUAAUAACGAUUACAAAGCCAGAUCUGCUGCUACUACCGUUUGGGUAUCAAGUCCUUCGGAAACUGUAGAGUUUUUAGACUAUUACUUUUCUCAACUACCUUAUCAACCCUGA